Messenger RNA from Strongyloides ratti, 312 nucleotides. RefSeq lists its product as hypothetical. The transcript has a single exon. The record is from RefSeq and is a predicted model, not a curated record. Bases 1 to 312 code for a protein of 103 amino acids. NCBI's taxonomy places the organism in Eukaryota, Metazoa, Nematoda, Chromadorea, Rhabditida, Strongyloididae.
AUGUUAUCAGAAUAUGAAAACUUAAAAAUAGGUUCUGGUAGAAAAUUAAUUAAUGGUUUCAGUAAAAAUAUAUUUUUUAUAAAUGUAUAUGGUCCAAGGUUUGAAUUGUAUUUUAAUUAUACAAGUAAUAUCUAUUAUAAACCUGAACCAUUAGACAAAAUUAUUGUAAAUGAUAUUUUUGGAGGAAAUAUACCAAAAUCAUUAAAGGAUUUUAAUGAUGGUAUAAAUUACAGCAAUAUUAAAGGAGCACAUGUUGAAAAAAUGAAAGAAAUCUUGCUAUCUAUGAUCGCUCUCAAUCAAUUAUUCAUGUAA